Messenger RNA from Pararge aegeria (speckled wood butterfly), 1035 nucleotides. RefSeq lists its product as uncharacterized. The transcript has a single exon. NCBI's taxonomy places the organism in Eukaryota, Metazoa, Arthropoda, Insecta, Lepidoptera, Nymphalidae. The coding region runs from base 1 to 1035 and encodes 344 amino acids. The record is from RefSeq and is a predicted model, not a curated record.
AUGAGUCCCUGUAUUGCAUGUAAACAACAUAUCAGCCCAACUGAGAGAUUAACCUGCUCCUUGUGUCCUAGCUACUACCAUUACGGAUGCAUCGGUUUAUCAAAGGAAAAUUUCUCUAAAUUGUCGUCAAAAGCCAAGGCGGCUUGGAAGUGUCCUGACUGUAAAAUGCCUCGAGCUAAGGGCGAUAACACCAACACCCCAGUGAAGACAUCAGAGUUAGAUUUGCUGGGUGAGCCCAAGGUCCAGGUCGACUUUUUAACCAUUGACGAACGUCUUAAUCGUUUCGAAGAGGCUUUAUCGAGUAAAAUAAUCAAUUUAGAGUCGUCAUUGGCACAAAAACUUAACAAAGAGUUGACUUCGCUUCAAAGUCUAAUAAAACAAAUACCCGAUCUUAUCAAAACCGUCGAGUUCAUGUCUAAUAAAUUUGACCAGAUGCAAAGUGAAAUCCAAUUAUUGAAAUCGGAAGUCAUAACCCUACGUGCAGACAACACGAAGCUUCAAGAUAAUGUGCGUAAUCUUGACAGUAAAAUGUUGGAAAUUGAGCAGAGGGCACGGGAGUCCAACUUGGAUCUCCAGUGUAUCCCAGAAUUUCCGAAGGAAAACCUUACAAAUACGGCCAUUCAACUUGGAAAAACUAUCUCUUACCCGAUUAUGGAAAACGAUAUUAUAUCGUGUACCCGAAUUGCCAAGGUCAACGCCAGCAGCAGUAGGCCGCGGUCUGUUAUCCUGAAGCUGUCUUCGCCCCGCAAACGGGAUGAGUUUCUCAGUGCAUGCUUAAAAUUCAACAAAUCGAACCCUUUGGAUAAACUUAACAGUUCCCACCUGGGUAUAGCUGCCGAUAAAACCCCUAUCUACGUGUCCGAGCACCUCUCACCAGCUAAUCGCAGUCUACAUGCUAUGGCGCGCAGCUACAAAAAGGAAAAAGGAUAUAAAUAUCUUUGGGUGAGACACGGUCGCGUUAUGAUGAGAAAGAACGAUUCUUCGCCUGCCAUAUGGAUUAAGAAUAGUGACUUUCUUAUGCAAAUUAAGAGUUAG